AGUUACAGUUCUUGGUUUGGUUCGCGGAGGUGUGCCACUUAGAAGUCCAAUCAGUGGCGGAAGAGCCACUUAGAAGGACGACACAUACUAUCUCUAACAUUUUUUGACGACCGUAUCUUCGUGUCUUCAUUGUCAUUUUUAUUUUUCAUCUCUUCCUCAAGAUACAACAAUGAGGCUUCUCUUGCGCGUUGCAGCCGCUGCCGGCUGCACCGUUGGUGCGGUGAAUGCUUCCUCUAGUGCGUCGAGUGGAGCCAGGGGUGGGCCAGCGUAUAGAUUGAUUCCUUGUUCAGAGCAUUUUUUGUUUUUCGCUUCAGCUGGUGCGCGAGAUUAUUUAAGUAGCUGUUUCUCCAUAGUUCAUUUUGUGGGUAUGAAUGUUCUUUGUUCGUCGCGUUAUUAAACCAGACCAUGAAUAACCUACAUCUACAUGAGAUCAAAAAUGUGGUACCUCCGGAUUUGCUUCGUACAGGAAUAAAAACUUUCAAGAACUCUCCGAAGAUUUUAUUGCGGAAGUCGCUGCGUGUGUUUGCUUCGGCACCGCUUAAAAAAGCACCGCUUGCAGUUGCCAAAAAUCAUUUUUCAAUACUAUUCUGAACAGGAACGCCCAAGAGGACGAGGCUCCACCGGCAGGAGCUCCUCCAGUCAACAAGAAGAAGCAGACCACCCUGUUGCAUUGGCAACAAGUGUACGGGUUCCAGCAGUUUCUGGAAAAGGAACUCAAUCCCAGCCAGUGGUCCGGGCCCGGGGUAUACAACUACCUUACGAACGCGUUCGGGACAACGCUCGACUCGCAGCUCCACCUGCGUAUCAAAUGCAAAAAUGUCUGGGUCUGGAAACUUGUGAUGCACGAAAGGGAAGAGUAAGCUCACUGUAUGUAAUGCGCUGUCCAUAUGGGAUUCUCAAUUGUUACAUUCUCAACUGUUACAUGAAUUUGUGAUGCAAGAAUGGCAACAGGGAAAGGCCAGAUUUUGAACCUCUUGCAAUACAAAUUCGGCACAGAUUCUGAUCCUGUUUAGCCCUUCCAAAAUUUGUCAUGCGAAGUAGCUUCAUUUUGUGGACGUUGAUGCUCGUUUUGCAUGACAAAUCAUGUAACAGUUGAGAAUGUCACAUUUGAGAACGCCAUAGUCCAGCAUGACAAGUUUUUCCGUGGUUCAGAGUUGCGUAAUCCGCAUGAGAGACUGCGUUUUUGCAUGACAGAUAGCGAACCCUUUUCGCGGGCACGCAAUACAGAGUUCAGAGUCAUGCCAGACUAGCAUGACAAAUCUGGCAAUCUUCCAGACCCAGGCACUUUUGCAAUCCAUACUGCGGGCGCGCGAACAAAUCAAGCCACAAUUUCGCAAACUCACUUAUGGCGUUCUCAACUGUUACAUCCUCAACUGUUACGCGGAUUUGUGAUGCAAGAACUGCAACAGUGAAAUAGGGGAUCUUGCGCUUCUUGCAUGACAGAUUUGGCAAAGAUUCUCAGCCUGUUGGGCUCGUCGGGAAUUUGCCAUGCGAAGCAGCUUGAUCAUGUCGAUUCUGAUUGCAAUUUUGCAUGACAAAUCGUGUAACAGUUGAGAAUGUAACAUUUGAGAACGCCAUAGCACCCCUGGAGCAGCCAACUGGAGCGAAAAAGAGUUUGGAAGCAACGCAAAGUGGACUUUCGCUAUCAAAAGUGAGAUGCAAGAAGUAGAAGAACGGGGUCCUGUGAUAAUAUUUUCAAAUGAUCGCCUUUGGAUUUUUUGGCUUCGUACUCUUUGUGCAAUUCGAAUAAAUGAUACGCGAUUCGUUAUGCGUUUAUGUCAUGUAGCUCGCAGCUUCGCUGCUUCCCGCUCUCUUACUUAUCUCUCAUGAUCUUAAGAGCGAUUUAUUGAUUCUCAUUCCUCAGUACUUCUUCUUUUUGCUUGUCGUAGUUCCAUAUCUGGUGACGCGGUACUAGAGCUAACCGAAGUGGACAGGAUUCUCAGGAAUGCGAAGGAGCACGUACCCGACGGUCAGGCUGCAAAGUUUCUCAGUGAGGUAGUGAGCGCUCCGCUGAAAAAAGCGAGCCUGCCUGACAUACUGCUGAAAGCUAUGGUACUGAUUUUAAGAAUCAAUUCGAGGACACUAUUUUGACUUUAAUGUAUUAAUUUGUAUGUCGAGCCUGUUGCUGAAGCGUCGUGAUGACUGAUAUUUACUUCUGGACAUGGGUAAUGCGAAGGCAAGAACAUCAAAAGCAAUUUUUUCAGGUAACUUUCGCAUUCGAGCUCGCUGAAGAUAGCCCCAUAGCGGAUUUGUUUUUCGCCUUCCAGAGCAAUGGGGGCGCACGGAACACUCAUGUUGUUAUGGUAUAGAAUUCAGUAUUCAAGAGUUUGAAAAAUUGAAAUUUCUUUAUUUUUUUUACAACAAGUUAAGUUUUCUGUAUGUAGUUUGCAGCGUACAACUACUAUCAUGAGCAAGUUUCUGCAUUAAUCCUCCACCUUGGUCAUUCACUAGCAAGCUCUCUGAAGCUUUUCAUGCAUCUCCUCUCCAGGCUCGGCCGGUCUGUGCGGGUUUCGAUCCAAAAUCCAUCGAGCAGGCCAUGAAGUUGAAGCCGGAAGCAACUUAUGCCCUGCAAAAGUAUCGCACUAGUAGUUGUUGACACGGCAUUACAAAGUUCGUUUCCCACAACAAGCUUCAAGGAAAGCUGAAUAACAAUAAAGUGGUAUUUGUCCUCAUGCAGCUCAGGAUCCGGAAGCAGAGCAUAUCAAUAGCAAUAGCAAAAUUGUGAUGCCCCAUUACUGAAAUAGAAAUUUGUAUGAUGAUGAAUACAAAGAUACUUCUGCAAUGCAUACAAGCUCCCCCACCGCGACCGCGACCCUGGACAAGACUUUUCCCGCUCUAGUGGUCUUCGACAAAACCGGAUUCGACACGGAGAAGGCGAAGCUGCAGCUGCUCUCCCCGGCGGACGCCGUGAACGUGAUUCGUUUGUGCAGCAUUUGGGCCUUCCAAAACCAGAUCUGGCUGACUAAGAUCGAGGGCAAGGCCUCGGGCGUGAAGAGGUUUGGGAAAAAAGGCCUCACGUCCGACCUCUUCGUCGCCGACGUGUUAUGAUCCUAGUGUGCAAAAGUAGCGUACUCGUACUGGUACUAAUUCGUCGCGAUCACUUGCAUGAUAAGUACACGAAUCAUUUUUUUCCUGCUGACGAAAUGUAAAUGUUGUGUGGUGGAGGUUGUUCACAAUAACUACUAGUACAAGCAUACGAUAGACUUUUGCAUUGUAUACGCUCUCGGAGACGAGAAGAUAUACCGGACUGGGAAGAAACUGUACGACAUCGUGCUCCAAGACGGCGGGAAACACGCAAAGAACAUGAUGGACGAGUACUACAAAUUCAAAUUUCUGGUGUCAACAUCUACCCUAUGAGCCUUAAAAAAUUACGGUAUGAUUAUUGGAAACGGUUACGGUAUGAAUUAGAGCAAUGCUGAUGUUGUAUUCCGGCGACAGCACACUGAUAACAAUAAUAUCCAACAUAGGUUCACGCCUCUGAUGCAGAACGCCUACUGCCCGGCGAAGACCGGCACCGCCACGGUAAAUCCAGGUGAAGAUGAAGUUGCGGAAGACAACCCGGUUGUGAAGAACGCCCAGUUGAAAGAGGCAGAGCUGUACGGCAAUUUUGCAAAGGAAAAGGUGGGCAAAGUCCUCAAAGACUUCGACAAGGACUAUCCACAGGAAAAAAACCAUCCACAUCCAUUUUUUGCAUGACAAGCACUUGAUUUGAUGCGUGUUUUGCAUGACAAAUCGGAUGUGGAUAGGUUUUUUUCUGUGGAUAAGGACCUGUACAAAACCAUCCAGACCGUGCACGACAUCCCCGUGGGCGUGAAGUUGAACCUGAAGCACCGACCUGGUGGCCUGGUGCAAAAGUACCGCACCAUCGCGAAGGAAAUCCAGCCGCUGCAAAUACUGAAGCGCGCGACCAUCCUGACCGCGGGCGCGAUGACCCUGCCGCCGGUGCUCGUGGCGGCGAACUUGGUUCUCAUGUACGCCAUGACACUCUGCGCGAUCAUGGCCCCGCCCAUGGCGGCCAUGAGCUUCCGAGAAAUCAUGGACAAAGCGAUCAGCCCGGCAGCGCAGCGCCUCGUCGACGCCAUUCCCUUCAACGUCGCACCCUACUCCUAUCCAAGCGCAGCACAGCGGCCUCUCCUCUGCUCGUCGUCCCUCUUUUUAGAAUUCGAAGGUAAAUGAAAUGAAGCAAGUGCAGCAACGGGUGUACUAUAAUUAUCAUCGCGUUAGCAUCAGCUGUAUGAACUUCGAGCUGUUGUACUAGCCGAUCUCUGUCCUCGCACUUUAUAAUCAUGAAACGUAGGUGGAGCUGCGCAGCUGGUGCAAUAUUUGGACUUGCUUGUGCAGAAUUGAGAUGUAGUGGGACUGAGUAAAAAGAAAAGACGGGGACGAGAUGCGGAGGUUGUGCACUUUCAUAACGGAUUGGGCAAGGUGGUUCGCCCGGUUGUGAAGCAUGGAGCGGCGUUCCUCACUGGUAUAGUACGUUUUUUUCGUUGAAGAUGAAGUAUGCAUAAAUUAGUAUGAGCUCAUCUAUCAGGAGCACCGCAGCCACUGUAUUACUUUUACGACAUCAACAGUAGAAGUCCUGUCGCCCCAUCCUCGCACCACAGGUCAAGAACCCGCCGCCGCUGGGCCGAGUGAGAUUGCGGACGGUGGGGCGAACCGCGUUCUGGUGGAUCACCUUCCUUCCAGUAUCGAUAUCCCGUAUGUGAGAGAGCGCGCCGGGCACUACAUGAAUCAGAUGCAAGAGUUGGCCACAAACCAUUGUUACGCAUUCACGGAGGAUCCGAAGGCCUACCUAGCGUCCACAGGAAGCAGCCUUGCCAACUACUCGGCGCCCGUUCUGCAGAGUCUCCAGGGUUUCGCGACGCUUCAAUUCCUGAUGCCCCCUACCGAAGGGGAUGUUCCGUCUAUGACCUCGUCGACUCAGGGUUACGACACGGACAGCGCUGCCGCUAUUGCGAGUGCUGUGAGCGGGGGCCCAAUGUCUGCCCGGCUGUUGGUGGACCAAGUUCUGUCGCUUCCCGGCGAUGCGGCGAGCGCAGUGUACAACGGCGUGAUCACGUAAGGGAGUGCACAACUACUCCCCCUCCCCCCCAUUUGUAUUGCAUGAACAGCAACGCAAAUAACGCCACACCUGGAGCCUGUGCAUGACAAAUUCAUGCGCCUUCUUGUGUAGUACUGUUUGGGCUUGUUCCGGAAUCCGUCAUGCAAACAGUGCCACAGGGAAGCACUUGGAUUUGGGGUUUAGCAUGACAAAUGAGGGGGAGGGGGAGUUGUGCACUGUCAUAUCACGGGGACACACGACUCUUUCAUGCUGGGUUUGGAGCAAGACGCGCUGAACUACAUCCAGGACCAAGUGCCUUUCAAAGCGAUUCUGUGGGGCUCGUACACCUACCUAGCUUUGGUGAUCACCAAGUACAUCGGUGUCCAGUGGAUCAUGCAACUGCGCAGCAAGAAGGUAUGCGUUGCAAAUAUGUCUGAGUCUGGAAACUUGUGAUGCUGGGUGGCGUAUCAUGAUGAGGUCACAAGUGCUGGCUCCGCAUGACGCGUUUCUCUUUCUGAGCUUCUAGGUGUUGCCUAUUCUGCAUGACAAACUGCGUUUCUACAUAAGCCGGCCACAAAAGUAAGUUUGUGAUCAACAAGUUUGUAAGACUAACCCGUCAAGGCCACACCGAAUUUCCACCUUGCUCGCGGGCUUGGAUGGUAAGGGGGUUCUGCCACAAGUAGGGCCCACUGGUUGUAGUUACGCGUAAGCAAUCGAUAACGGUUCUGCGGCUGCGGCCGGGUGGUAGUUAGGAAGUGGAUCGGGUAUCCACCUAGGGGUAUUGGCAGAGGCUAAAUCUGUCCCAACGCCCAGGCAUUGGCAGAGGCUAAAUCUGUUCUAACGCCAACCCGCCAGGAGUUAAAUGGUUACUACUACUACUACUACUACUACAUAACAGAAAUAUGGAGCUCCUGGGUAACGUGCAUGACGAUGACAGACUUAAGAGUCAUGCCAGACAAGCAUGACUUCCAGACCCAGACACUCUUGCACUUGAUAGAAGGACGGCAGGGACAAAUUGCUGGAGAAAAUCAAGUUUGGAAACAAGGUCGUGCAGGAGAAAAAGGAGAAGAAGGAGGAAUUCGACAAGGCCAUGCAGGACGCGAUCAAAACCGUAACUGGUAUGCGCACCGCCGGUCUGAAGGAGGGAGAGAAGCUGCUCGUCAUGAGGGGGCUGAAAAUUUUGCAGCCGGCCGCUAGCGGAAGCAGGAGCAGCAGCUUCAUUGGUUCCUCCAGGAAAGCCGUGCAGUUGGUACUUACUUAUUUUAGCGUGGUGCUCUUUAUUCCGUGCAUCUUCUUCGUAUUCUUGUCAGCGGUUGAGGUUUUCAUCCAAAAACGACGUCCUGUUCAUCCAAAAAUCUAAAACGCAUCCAACAGAACGCGGGCAAUGUCGCCACCGUGGUUGGAAUGCCGGCCGAGAACAAGGUGGGUGACACGCUGACGAACAGCCAGGGGCUGCGGCGCGAGGCAUACACGCUCCUCGUCACCACGCCCGCGGUCAAAGGAAAAAAAGACGUUGAGCCGGUCGCCGUUUCCGUUGCGAAAGCGGAUUUGGAAGCGCUCAUAGCAGGACACGGAUUGCAGCGCUUGCACGGGACAGCGUAGAAGUUCCCGAGUCAAGUAUGACCGAGUUGAUUGGCGUUGAUGGAUAUUAAGAAAAACAUCAUGAUGGACAAAGCAGGGAAUUUUCAUCAUCCCUGGAACGCGAGAAGCACUUGCUGCGCUAGAAAUACAACAUCCACAGCCAUACACCUUUUUUUUUGACGAUACAAAAUACACCUAAAGACGUGAAUACGAAUAGAAUAUUACGCCAGAACGCAGACUUAGUAACUUAUGCUAAUGAAGAACUAGAUCUACUAAUGAAGUUGUUCUAAUAUGCAGUGAAGAAAUAGUUUUACUUUAUGUUUUUGUUUUUUCGAUGCACAUGCAGGUGUUAUAGAAUUCCCGUCGUGGAACAUCAAAAAUGCAUUGCCGCCAAGGUCAACGCACCCAAAGCCGAACGAUAAAAGCCGCUGCGACUUAUGUAUAUGUGGAUGAUGCUGGAUGCAUUGGUGCAUAUCCGUGUUGCUCUUCGAUAUUAUGCUAUGUGCCAGGACGCUGCUUUCCAAAUACUUACACUUAGACAUCUCAACAAUUUCAACACAAAUAAAGAUCAGAAUGCUCAGGCGCAGGAGGGUAGGUGCUACGGGGUAGAAGCAUGACAGCUGAUGGGUAGCUGAACUACAUGUCGAUGAUGCUACGAAGAGGACACAACAUCUGCACAACUGUCAGAACGGAUAUUGACAUCUAUCUUUCGCCGCACCAAAGCUGAGUUUGAGAAUACAGAUUUUUUACUUUGAUACCUGCUGCAAGAAGAUCAAGAGGAGUUUGUUUCUUGAUACUAGUGACAGCAUUGAUACGCUUUUGCCAUGCGCACCGCCGGAAUGAACAAGGAAUUGCACGACCAAUGAAUGUUUAUUCAGCAUGACGGAUGUCUGCUCUACUUCGGCUGGAGACUGACAAGGACAGCUACUUCAAAAAUAUCAAUUUUCUCGAGCGGUUGAACUACAAUGUAAUCGGAGAGGACCUCCAGGUUUCCCUUUCCACGACGUCUGAC
Messenger RNA from Amoebophrya sp. A120, 7634 nucleotides. The record is from the annotation of a GenBank genome assembly. NCBI's taxonomy places the organism in Eukaryota, Dinophyceae, Syndiniales, Amoebophryaceae.